This is a messenger RNA of Brassica napus (rape), 3960 nucleotides long. RefSeq names its product probable E3 ubiquitin-protein ligase ARI9. Lineage: Eukaryota; Viridiplantae; Streptophyta; Magnoliopsida; Brassicales; Brassicaceae. The record is from RefSeq and is a predicted model, not a curated record. The transcript has 2 exons. The coding region runs from base 116 to 1612 and encodes 498 amino acids. Gene Ontology annotation, biological process: protein polyubiquitination; positive regulation of proteasomal ubiquitin-dependent protein catabolic process; ubiquitin-dependent protein catabolic process. Gene Ontology annotation, molecular function: ubiquitin conjugating enzyme binding; zinc ion binding; ubiquitin protein ligase activity. Gene Ontology annotation, cellular component: ubiquitin ligase complex; cytoplasm.
ACCAAAAGAAAAGAUUGAAACCCUAAUUAUCACGAGACAGAAGAACAGGGUUUGGGUUUUGUCUGCUUCCUAUAAAUCUCAAAACCGUUUAGGGGCUAUUGUCUCUCCAUCGAUCAUGGAUUAUUCGGAUGAUGAUGGCAUGCUCGAUAUUGAAUCAGGCGAAGAUAAUUUAUACGGUGACGACGUUGAUCCUGGAUUCGCCGAGGAAGACAAUGACAACGAUUCUGCAUCUCAGCUAAGUUAUGUUAUACUCAAGGAAGAAGAUAUUCACGAGCAUCAAAGGACCGAUAUUGAACAAGUUUCUACGGUUCUCUCUAUAAGCCAAGCAGAAUCGAUCGCUUUGCUUCUUCACUAUCAGUGGAGUACUAGCAAAGUCGAAGAUGAAUGGUUUACCGAUGAAGAGAGAGUUCGUAAAACCGUCGGUAUAGUGAAGGAGCCUGUCGUUGAUCUUAAUCACACGAAUAUUAUAUGUGGAAUUUGCUUUGAGUCCUAUUUUCAAAAGGACAUUGCAACUGUUUCUUGUGGUCAUCCUUAUUGCAUGACUUGUUGGACCGGUUACAUCACUGCGAAAAUCACCGGUGGUCCUGGCUGUUUGAUGGUUACAUGUCCCGAGCCUUCUUGUUCUGCUGUGGUUGGUCAAGAUAUGAUCGAUAAGCUCAUAUCUAAUGAAGAGUAUAAGGAGAAGUAUUAUAGAUAUUUCUUUAGGUCUUAUGUUGAAUCCAGCGGAAAAAAGAUAAAGUGGUGUCCAUCACCAGGGUGCGAAUACGCGGUUGAUUUUGGAAGAGGAAGUGAAAACUAUGACGUUUCUUGUUUGUGUUCUAAUGACUUUUGUUGGAAUUGUAGUGAAGAUGCUCACCGUCCUGUGGGCUGCGAUACGGUGUCGAAGUGGAUAUUCAAGAACAAUGAUGAAUCCGAGAACACGACUUGGAUACUAGCCAAUACGAAGCCUUGUCCCAAAUGCAAGCGUCAGAUCGAGAAGAACCAGGGAUGCAGCCAUAUGACAUGCUCAGCGCCUUGCCAUUUUGAGUUUUGUUGGAUCUGUCUUCGUGCAUUUCCAUGUCCUGGGGAUUGCAACAAGUUUAAGGGUGGUGAUAAUGAGGCUGAAAACAAGAGAGAAAUGGUCAAAGCUGACAUGUAUAGAUACAUGCAUUAUUAUGAAAGAUGGGCAAGCAAUCAAUCGUCAAGGCUAACGGCUAAGAGAGACUUGGAGAAAUUGCAAUCAGUGCAACUUAAGCAGCUUAAUGACAAACAAGACACACCAGAAACUCAGCUUCAAUUCAUUGUAGAUGCAUGGCUUCAGAUCAUCGAAUGUAGGAGGGUCUUGAAAUGGACAUUUGCAUAUGGAUACUACCUUCCUCAACAUGAACAUGCCAAGAAAGAAUUUUUCGAGUAUUUGCAAGGGGAGGCUCAAGAUGGUUUGGAGAGGCUUCAUCAUUGUGCUGAAGUGGAGUUUAGACAGUUUGUAAGCGAAACUGGAGAUCCGUCUAAAGAUUUCAAUGAUUUCCGCAUGAAAUUGACUGGCCUAACUAGAGUAACCAAAACCUACUUCGAAAAUCUGGUGGAAGCUUUGGAGAAUGGUCUUGCUGAUGUAGAACAAAUGAGAGCAAAAUAACAACAGACUCUUUGUCUUCUACCAUAAGAUAAAAGUUGGUGAGAAUGGUCUAAGGAAGAUGCAAGUUGUAACUGAGGUUUCUCAGUUUCAGUUUUAUGUGUGUUUGUGCAAAGAGUUUGUGUCGUUGUUUACAUUAUACUCUAAUUAUUGCAUCCUCUUUGCCUCCGCUUCAUUAAUUUUGGGUGAACCAAAACCAAUGCCGUUUCUUACAAAAAUUAUCUAUGCCAAGAGUACAUGUUUCAUCCUUUCAAUAUUUGUGAAUGAUAUUUAUAUUAACUUCGGGCUAGAAAAUCUGAAAACAGAACAAUAUGGAUGAACAGUCAAGAAAAGAAAAUCACCACCGCCACGCAAAAUCCCAACCCGAGCUCCGUCGCAACGAACUGUUCGGUCGUCAAUAGAGACGCGGCUUGGAGAGCUACAAAUCAAACUGCUGGUCUUGGUUGGACAGUGAAAACCCUCGAAGGAACUGCUGAAUUCACUCUAACUGCUCGUUUUGUUGGUUCAGCUUUGUCUGCAGAAGGACUAGCCAUGAGAGAGGCUCUGGCUAGAUGCAAGGAAAGGGGACUUAAACGGCUGCGAUGCGAAUCUGACUCUGCUCAACUGAUAAAAGCUCUCACCUCAGGAGAGGCUCAACCGGAACUAUAUGGGAUUAUCUCGGAUGUUUGUAGGUUCUCUAGUUAUUUUGAUGAAAUCUCCUUCUCUUGGAUAUCAAGGGAAAAGAACAAUGUUGGACAAGCUAAACAAUGUUUGGUUGAGGAAGAAGUCUUUGUGCCUGGCACCUAACUCUCAUUUAUGCAUUAAUAUAAGUUCGUGAAUCAAAAAAAAAGAACAAUAUGGAGUUUUCUUAUCACUCAAACGUCUAGACGGACCAACAAACGAUAUAGCUGGAACUCGAUCAUUUAGUCUCGAUACGCAGGAGUUUUAUUGGAACCGAGAGAACUCGAUGCUCCAUAAGAGAAAACUAAACUUACCAGUUUAGCACCUCCAUCGAUAUAGUAAUUUUAAUAAAUAUACUAGAUUUUGAUCCGUUCUUUCAAAGCAUAGAAAUAUUUGUUUGAUUUAUAACUUUAUAUAAUAAUCAUAUAUAUUUGUUAAAAGUCCGAGAUCAUAUUCAUACUUAAACGUUUGCGUUUUGAUGAUUAUACUUGAGAUUUAGAUAUUUUAAGUAUCUUAUUUCAGAUUAAUAUUUUUUUAUAAUAUGUUAUUAAUGUUUUAAAGCGAGAUUAUGAUCUACGAUUUAAAAUUUACAACAUAUUCUAUUAAAAAUUGAUAAAUUUUAUAAUGCCGUAUGUUUUGGUUUUGUUUUUGAAAAUUCUUAUUUUCAGUUGCUAUUUUUAAUAAGUUAGCACUGUAAUAUAAAUAAGUUUUUAAAACUAAUAGAAUUUUUUAUAUUUUUUGUUUUCUCAAAACUCAAUGUAAAAUACAUAUCAGAUUUACUAAUAUAAUUAAAUUGGCUUUGAAUAAAAAAAUAAAAUAAAUAAUGUUUGGCCUUUGUUUACAUCCAAAAUUUUUAAAGAUUGAGUUUUUAACAUAUAAUACUAAAUCACUUUGGGUUUUGUUUUAUCAAUUUGAGGAAUGAUAUGGCAAUUUAAUUAUCUUCAAAAAGUAAUAAAAGAAUCGUAUAAGAGAUUCUGCUUUAAUAAUAUAGAUAAGAGAUUCUAUUUUAAUAAUAUAUAUAAUCAAACUAAUAUGUUAUUUUACUACAGUUUAAUUAUAUAUAUUCAAACUUUGAUAUUAAAAUAAAAAUGGAUCAAUUAGAAAAUGAAAAACAUUGUAGUGCUAUGGCAUGUGUAUCCAUGAAUUCUAAAACUCGAACAUUUUUUUUCUCUUUUAUCUUUUAUUUUAUUUUUAUUAACCUUUUUAGGCUGAAAUAUUACGUGUGAACCUUGCAUUUUUUUUUGUCCAUAACCUUUUAAGCUGGUCCACACUUUUUUGGAGUCCUUUGAAAUAAAUUACAAAAUAAUAACACGAAAAAACAUGCUCCACAAAGAAACAGAACGAUUUUUUGGCGCCAGUCCACCUAAUUUCCUUACACGUUUUUAUCAGGGGUUAUUUGUGAAAUAACCAAAAAAAAAACUAAAAUUAGUUUUUAAGAGAGAGAGUAGAGAGAGAUAAGAAAAAAGAACGGGGAGAGAGAAUGAGAUUUUAGUCAUAUUGUGAAUUUUGUUUUUUUUCUUAGCUAGUAGAUGCAAUUUCCCUUUUUCUUAAAGGUUUUUUGCAAGAUUGACUCAAAACUCAAAGCAAAACCUAAAACUAAUCCAUGUUUUUCUUGAAUUUUUCUUUUGUUAUAUUCACCCCACAAGUUCAUGAUAUUCACGAAAAUGCCAUUAAAUUUUUUUUUUUUUUCC